Messenger RNA from Fusarium venenatum, 558 nucleotides. Its product is annotated as Sas10/Utp3/C1D family protein. The record is from RefSeq and is a predicted model, not a curated record. Gene Ontology annotation, cellular component: nucleolus; exosome (RNase complex). Gene Ontology annotation, biological process: regulation of gene expression; maturation of 5.8S rRNA. Lineage: Eukaryota; Fungi; Ascomycota; Sordariomycetes; Hypocreales; Nectriaceae. Gene Ontology annotation, molecular function: RNA binding; DNA binding.
AUGACAGACGUCAAGGAUAUCACGCCGGAUCUUGACCGGCUAGAUGAUCAGCUCGAUGAUCUCGAGGAAACUCUUCAGCCUUUGCUCGGUAAUCUCGAAGGCAUGGCCUCUGAAUUGCCCCUGUUGGACAAAGCAAAGCUUUUCUCGCUGACAGCUUAUGCAAUUGAAUCUCUUUUGUUCUCAUCACUUAAAUUGGAGGGCUCUGAUACCCAAACACAAGCCGUUCUUGAUGAAAUCAAGCGAAUUCAGCAAUACUUUGGCAAGAUCAAGAACAUUGAGGCUCCUGAAGCGGAAGAGUCGCGAAAUCUCACAGUUAACCAAGAGGCUGCAGCACGUAUACUAAAGGCGGAUUUGGCCGACAACAAGACGAUUAGCAACAAGCUUGCUGAAAAAAUUGCAGAAGAGCGGGCCAAGGCCCUUCUGAAGUCUGUUGAGAACCGCAAGAGACCGGCUGAAGAGUCCCCUGUCCCAUCUAAGCCAGGCUCCGCUGUUGAUGAGGGAAAAGAUAAAAGCAAGAAGAAGCAGAAGAAAGGCAAGAAGAGCAAGUCAAAGAACUAA